This is a messenger RNA of Solanum pennellii, 432 nucleotides long. RefSeq lists its product as uncharacterized. Gene Ontology annotation, molecular function: nucleic acid binding. The transcript is spliced from 2 exons. The record is from RefSeq and is a predicted model, not a curated record. Lineage: Eukaryota; Viridiplantae; Streptophyta; Magnoliopsida; Solanales; Solanaceae. Bases 1 to 432 code for a protein of 143 amino acids.
AUGGGUUUACCUUGGUCGUUUGCCACUUGGAGUAUGGCUGUUAUCGGACCCAUAGAGGCUGCCGCAAAUGGACAUCGUUUUAUUCUGGAGGCUAUCGAUUAUUUCACAGUAGAACCUUCGACAUACAAAGCAAUGACUAAGAAGGUUCAAGAUUACUCAUCAAAAUUCCACUGUUUAUCGGCAGUAGAUGAAUGGAAGGUUGAGGCUGCAAAUAAAAAUAUCAAGAAGAUUUUACGGAAAAUAGUGAACAGUCAUAAACAAUGGCAUGAAAAGCUACCAUAUGCUUUCCUUGGUUAUCGCACCAUGAUCAGAACGUCAUAUGCGAAAAGUCUUUAUAUGUUGGUUUAUGGUUCAGAAGUAGUAAUACCUGCUGAGAUAGAAAUACCAUCUUUAAGGAUUAUCCAACAGGUUGGUCUGGACGAUGCAGAAUGA